Molecule: messenger RNA, 417 nt
Organism: Pistacia vera
Lineage: Eukaryota; Viridiplantae; Streptophyta; Magnoliopsida; Sapindales; Anacardiaceae
Product: structural maintenance of chromosomes flexible hinge domain-containing protein GMI1-like
Exons: 5
Coding region: 56-292 (78 amino acids)
Source: RefSeq, a predicted model, not a curated record
AGUUGGACAAGAUCCAGCCACAUUAUGAGGUGUACCUUGGUGAUAUCUCCACAAGAUGAAUUGGCGUCAGUUUCAAUUCCAUGUCAAGAUGUUUGAUACAUAUAGUAAUCACGUCAACAAAGGUGUGGAAGUUGAAUUGAACUUGGAUGGAUUUCGAUUUGAAGACCAAUUGGGCAUAAAGCGUAAGGUGGACGAUUAUGGAUGUGUUGACCUUAGUGGCCUCUUGAAAGUAACGGUUGGUUAUGGAAAAAGUGGUUCCUCUUUUGCAAAGUCCAAAAACGGAGUCCUGUGAGAUACCCUCAUAUUCUGAUAGAAAGUUACAACUUCUUGAGGGCUCAACUCCCCUCAAACAUGUAGGAAACCUUGCGGUAUCCAUCGUAAAAACUAAGAAGCUUCAACUGAACCUCACAUGUUGAC